Harmonia axyridis is the source of this 1439-nucleotide messenger RNA. RefSeq names its product COP9 signalosome complex subunit 4 (gene CSN4). The coding region runs from base 91 to 1320 and encodes 409 amino acids. The transcript is spliced from 8 exons. The record is from RefSeq and is a predicted model, not a curated record. NCBI's taxonomy places the organism in Eukaryota, Metazoa, Arthropoda, Insecta, Coleoptera, Coccinellidae. Gene Ontology annotation, cellular component: COP9 signalosome; cytosol.
AACCUCAAAUAUUUUCAAGAUUAAUCUAAUGUCAAAAACAAAAACUGAAAAAAACAAUUAUUAAUUUGUAGCCUAGAGAAAAUUAUUAAAAUGCGAGGCAAAUCAAACCAAGUAAGGGCCCAACUGGCUACAAUGAUUGCAGCUGGGAGUUCCCAUAAAGAUCAAGCCGAAAAAUACCGACAAAUCCUCGAGACUAUCCUAAAUGAAUCGGGCGAAGAACUUACCGAAUGUCUUCAAGUUUUUAUCGAAGCCAUUGUUAAUGAGAAUGUGAGCUUGGUCAUUUCUCGGCAGAUUCUGACUGAGAUCAGUCAGCACCUUAUGGGUCUCUCAGAUGAUGUUUCAAAAGCGGUUUCCCAUUUUAUGCUUGACAAAGUCCAACCUAGAGUUAUAUCCUUUGAAGAGCAAGUUGCCAGCAUUCGCCAACAUUUGGCCAAUAUCUAUGAAAGGAAUCAAUGUUGGAAAGAAGCAGCAUCAGUCUUAGUUGGAAUACCUUUAGAAACAGGUCAAAAGCAGUAUCCUGUUGAUUAUAAGCUGGAUACUUACCUCAAAAUUGCCAGAUUAUAUUUAGAGGAUGAUGAUCCUGUUCAAGCUGAAAGUUACAUAAACAGGGCCUCUCUUUUACAGGCUGAAUCUCGCAACGAAGUAUUACAAAUUUAUUACAAAGUCUGCUAUGCCCGAGUUCUAGAUUAUAGACGAAAAUUUAUUGAGGCAGCUCAGAGGUACAAUGAACUUUCAUACAAACCUAUCGUACAUGAAGACGAAAGGAUGACCGCCUUAAGGAGUGCUCUAGUUUGUACUGUUUUGGCUUCUGCUGGACAACAGAGAUCAAGGAUGUUGGCUAUAUUAUUCAAGGACGAAAGGUGUCAACAAUUACCAGCAUUUGCAAUCCUUGAAAAAAUGUAUCUUGAAAGGAUUAUCCAUAAAUCUGAAUUGAUAGAGUUGGGUGCUUUGCUGCAAGCUCAUCAGAAGGCUACAACAAUAGACGGAUCCACAAUUUUAGAUAGAGCCAUUAUCGAGCAUAAUCUCUUGUCCGCUAGUAAAUUAUACAAUAAUAUAAGUUUUAUCGAGUUGGGAGCUCUUCUUGAAAUAGAUCAAGAGAAAGCCGAAAAAAUAGCUAGUCAGAUGAUAACAGAAGGACGGCUGAAUGGUUAUAUCGAUCAAUUAGAUUCGACUGUACAUUUUGAAACGAGAGAAACUCUUCCUCAAUGGGAUAAACAAAUUCAAUCGUUGUGUUAUCAGGUCAAUUCCAUAAUAGAGAGCAUUGGGAAACAACAUCCGGAAUGGAUGAUGAAGAGCAUGGAAGAACAAAUGGUCUCAUAAUUUGAUAUUUCAUAAAAAAAAUACUGUACGAGUUUUAUGUAUUUUCAGAUAAUAUUUAUCAGUUUUUGUGAUUUUUCGGUUUAAAAUUUUAUGAAAUAAAUGUUCAAUUUUGAAUCUUA